AUGUUUUCAAUUUUUUUCGGGUUUUUAUGCGUUUGUGUACCGGGCUCGGGUCAACAACCGAGCAUCCAGGCGGACGAUGGGAAGCGCUACAUUUGCCGGGCAGUGCCCCUCAGCGGCGAUGCCAGUUGCCCCGUGACGCUAUUACCGGAGCUUACCGUCGGGAGUCAAGAAGAGGAGCUCAGAAACACCGUCAUGCAGCUGCGAGAGACGAUUUUACUGCAGAAAGAAACGAUUUCCAAACAGGUUGGCACAAUCAACGAGUUAACCACCAAGUUGUCCCUCUGCGCAUCAACCACCGACGACAGAAAGUACGACAAGGGGGGCUCCUGGGGCAAAGAAAAGCAAAACACGAUGGGGGAUGUACCCAGAGACCCCAGUGGGUCUAUUAACGGUCUCGGGAAAACCAUGCAAGGGCUCAAGGACCGGCUGGAGAACCUGGAGCAACAGCAGAGUCGCGCCAACAUAUCCGGCGCCCCCUUCCCCACUGAGCUGCGCGACCUGCUGCAGCGUCGCCUCCAGGAGCUGGAGAAGCAGCUCCUGAGGAAAGUCAGCAACCUGGAGGAGGAGAAGAGCAUGUUGUCCAACGCCACGGCCGCCUACAGGCUGAAGACCGAGAGCACUCUGAACGCCCUGGUGGAGCGGAUCAGUGAGCUGGAGAAAGGGGGAGGAGAUUUCUUGUCCCCCGAGCAGUUUAAGGUGUCCCUCCCCCAGCGGACCAACUACCUGUACGGCCGCAUCACCAAGAGCCUACCGGAGAUGUACGCCUUCACCCUCUGCAUGUGGAUCAAGUCCAGCGCCCUGCCCGGCAUAGGGACACCCUUCUCGUACGGGGUGCCGGGCCAAGCCAAUGAGAUUGUGCUGAUCGAGUGGGGCAAUAACCCAAUAGAGCUUCUCAUCAACGACAAGGUUGCCCAACUGCCUUUGGAGGUGCGAGACGGAAGGUGGCACCACAUCUGCAUCUGCUGGACAACACGAGACGGCCAAUGGGAGGCUUACCAGAAUGGAGAGAAGCUGGGAAACGGUGACAACCUGGCUGCCUGGCACCCGAUCAAACCAGGGGGAGUCAUCAUCCUGGGGCAGGAGCAGGACGUGGUGGGCGGGCGCUUCGACGCCGGACAGGCCUUCGUGGGCGAGCUGAGUCAGGUGAACAUUUGGGACCGCGUGCUCAAGCCCGUGGAGAUCCAGUCGAUGGCCAACUGCAGUUCUUACAUCCCGGGGAACGUGGUCUCCUGGCUGGCAAGCAACGUGGAGGUUUUCGGGAGGGGGGCAUUCAAAAGGCCUCUGGAGGUGUGUCAGGACCGGCUGCCCAACGCUUGA
Molecule: messenger RNA, 1317 nt
Organism: Limanda limanda (common dab)
Lineage: Eukaryota; Metazoa; Chordata; Actinopteri; Pleuronectiformes; Pleuronectidae
Gene: nptx2b
Product: neuronal pentraxin IIb
Exons: 5
Coding region: 1-1317 (438 amino acids)
Source: RefSeq, a predicted model, not a curated record